Messenger RNA from Chironomus riparius, 665 nucleotides. Lineage: Eukaryota; Metazoa; Arthropoda; Insecta; Diptera; Chironomidae. The record is from the annotation of a GenBank genome assembly.
CGAUUGUUUACAAAAAAAAAAAAAUAAUCUGAAAAAUUUGGAUCUUGUUAAUUUAAUUAUUUGUGAAUAAACGAUGCUUAAACCCAAGGUUUUAACAAAUGUUCUUAGUCAAGCAAACACAGGAGGUGUUGAAAAUACAUUAUUAUUAAACAAUGAUGGUGCCUUACUUGCUUUUAGUGGAUUCCAUAAUAAGGAUGCACGAAUAACGUCAGCAAUUGCGAGUAAUGUUUGGUCUGCAUACGAAAAACACGGCCAUAAUUCAUUCAGAGAAGAUCCUUUACAGUUUCUUAUUAUCAAUUGUGAAGGUGGAAAUGUCAUUGUGACUCAAGUAUGUAUGACAUCCUAUUUUCUGCUUGAAAACUAUAAAAUUCCCUUUACUUGAGUAUUAAGAUCCAACUCUGGAUCAUAAAAGGAUCUAGUAAGAACUGAUUUUGACAAUCACUUUACUUCUAUUUGCAGGUCGCAAAUCUUUUGUUGUGUCUGUAUGCAAACACUGAUAAUCUAGGAAUUUUAAAGACAAAGAUAUCAAAAUUAAAAGAGAAGCUCGAGAUUCCAUUGCAAUCUAUCCAGACAUGAGAUCUCUAUUAUUUCCUAUUUCUGUGUUAUUUUAAUCCUCAUAUGCUAUCAGAAUAAAUUUAUUCGAUUUUCUUAUAUUUAAUUACGGA